AGAGACAGAGACAGGGCUGUAGUGGGUCAGGGUCAGUUGUGAGACUCAGCUCAGCAUCCGGAUGGCCUGGGGAUAGAAGCUGUUUCUGAGGCGGUUGGUUUUAGCUCUGAUGCUGAUGUAGCCAGGCUUCCUCUUGGACUGCUUCCUGAUGAAGAGGCCAUGGCUCGAGUGACUGGGAUCAGCAAUGAUCUUGUUUGCCUUGGUUACACAUCUCUUGGUGUAUAUGUCCUCCAAGUUAGGCAGCACUCCUCCUGUGAGCCGUUGGCCGACCGCACCACUCUCUGAAGCCGCCGUCGAUCCUGCUCGGAGCAGUUGCCAUACCAGGACAUUCAGUAUGCUGGCCUGUUGGACCGGAACAGCUUGAAGACGACUAAAGAGGCUGCUGUGUCAGUCAGAGCUGAACCGACAGUAGGGGAAGAGAUGGGGAACACGGCAACCAAGUUCCGUAAGGCUCUCAUCAACGGGGAUGAGAUGCUGGCCUGCCAACUGUACGAGAGCAACCCGCAGUUCAAGGAGGCUCUGGAUCCCAACUCUACAUACGGAGAGUCCUACCAGCACAACACUCCACUGCACUACGCUGCCCGGCACGCCAUGACACGCCUACUCAGAUCUUUCCUCCUGAGCAAAGACGGGAAUCCUAACAAGCGUAACGUGCACAAUGAGACGUCUCUGCACCUCCUCUGCAUGGGGCCCCAGAUCCUGACCUCAGAAGGGGCGCUGCAACCCCGGAUCUCACGGCCAUAUGAAGACAAGCAGCGUCGGGCUGAAUCUCUACAGAUCGUCCUGGCGUGGACCGGAGCGAAGCUGGACCACGGAGAGUACGAGAGAGCCGACGUCAACGCCACCGACAACAAGAAGAACACCUGCCUGCACUACGCUGCUGCCUCAGGCAUGAUGACGUGUGUGGAGCUCCUGGUGCAGAGAGAAGCGGACCUGUUUGCAGAGAACGAAGACCGCGAGACUCCAUGUGACUGUGCAGAGAAGCAGCACCACAAGGAGCUGGCCCUGUGCCUGGAGUCGCAGAUGGUCUUCUCUCUCGCCCCCGAGGCGGAGGGCAUCGAGGCAGAGUACGCAGCCCUCGACCGGAGAGAGCUGUAUGAAGGCCUGAGGCCUCAGGAUCUACGGAGGCUGAAGGACAUGCUGAUAGUGGAGACAGCCGACAUGCUGCAGGCUCCUCUCUUCACUGCAGAGGCACUGCUACGUGCCCAUGAUUGGGACAGAGAGAAGCUCUUAGAGGCCUGGAUGAGCAACGCGGAGGAAUGCUGCCAACGCUCAGGGACACAGAUGCCCAACCCGCCUCCGAGCGGCUACAACGCCUGGGACACGCUGCCCUCGCCCCGGACGCCACGCACCACUCGCUCCUCCAUCACCUCCCCGGACCAAAUCAGCCUGGUGCCUGCCGACGACGAGUCUUCUCUGUGUGGUAUCUGCAUGUCUUCCAUUUCCGUCUUCGAGGAACCCGUGGACAUGUCCUGUGGUCACGAGUUCUGCAGAGCAUGCUGGGAAGGGUUCCUCAAUCUAAAGAUCCAAGAGGGUGAAGCCCACAACAUCUUCUGCCCGGCCUUUGACUGCUACCAGCUGGUGCCUGUGGAGGUCAUUGAGAGCGUGGUGUCGAGAGAGAUGGACAAGCGCUACCUCCUGUUUGACAUCAAGGCGUUUGUGGAGAACAAUCCGGCGAUCCGCUGGUGUCCCCAGGCCGGGUGUGAGAGGGCGGUGAGGCUGAGCACGGGGGGUCCUGGGAGCUCAGCCUCAGACUCUCUGAGCUUUCCUCUCCUCCGGGCUCCGGCUGUAGACUGUGGCAAAGGACACCUCUUCUGCUGGGAGUGUCAAGGCGAGGCCCACGAGCCCUGCGACUGUGACACCUGGAAGCUGUGGCUGCAGAAAGUCACCGAGAUGAGACCUGAUGAAUUGGCUGGUGUGAGCGAAGCGUACGAGGACGCAGCCAACUGCUUGUGGUUGCUCUCGAACUCCAAGUCCUGCGCCAACUGCAAGUCCCCAAUCCAGAAGAACGAGGGCUGCAACCACAUGCAGUGUGCUAAGUGUAAGUACGACUUCUGCUGGAUCUGUCUGGAGGAGUGGAAGAAGCACAGCUCAUCCACAGGAGGCUACUAUCGCUGCACGCGCUACGAGGUCAUCCAGCAGGUGGAGGAGCAGUCAAAGGACAUGACUGAAGAGGCAGAGAAGAAGCACAAGAGCUUUCAGGAACUGGACCGUUUUAUGCACUACUACACACGCUUCAAGAACCAUGAGCACAGCUAUCAGCUGGAGCAGCGCCUGUUAAAAACCGCCAAAGAGAAGAUGGAGCAGCUCAGUCGAGCCCUGAGUGGAAGGGAAGGAGGUCCACCUGAUACGACGUUCAUUGAAGACGCGGUCCUAGAACUACUGAAGACUCGCCGCAUCCUGAAGUGCUCUUAUCCUUACGGGUUCUUUCUGGAGCCCAAAAGCACAAAGAAAGAGAUCUACGAACUCAUGCAGACGGACUUGGAGAUGGUGACUGAGGACCUGGCACAGAAGGUCAACCGGCCUUAUCUACGGACGCCGCGCCACAAGAUCAUCCGAGCGGCGUGCCUGGUGCAGCAGAAGAGGCAGGAGUUCCUGGCCUCCGUAGCCCGGGGAGUGGCCCCCAACGACUCUCCGGAGGCCCCCAGGCGCAGUUUUGCUGGCGGGACGUGGGACUGGGAGUAUUUAGGCUUCGCAUCACCGGAGGAGUACGCAGAGUUCCAGUACAGACGGAGACACAGGCAGCGGAGGAGAGGCGACAUGUCCAGUCUCCGUAGCAACACCCCCGACCCCGAUGACUCCGGAGACAGCAUGUUAGACGCGCAGGAUGUCGGAGGCGGACGGAGACAUCAUCUGAUGGGUCUAGGUUCUCUGGAUGACGACGAUCCCAACAUCCUACUGGCCAUCCAGCUGUCCCUCCAGGACUCGGCCAUGGCAGAGAUGGGGUCCAACCACGACGUCCUCGCCAACGAAGCCUCUCUCGGCGCUAUCGGCACCUCCCUGCCUUCGAGGCUGGAACAGAGCGCUCUGGGCGUGGACGUCCUUCCCAGAGCUUCUCUGAGCAGCUCGGAGCUGCUGGAGCUGGGAGAUAACUUGGCCAGACUCGGCAACAUCAACAUCAGCAGCCAGUACUCCGCCGCCUCCGCCUCCGUUCAGCACUUUGACGGUCACCGCCGGGCCUACGGGGUGUCCGUGCCGAUACCGGUGGCUUCGGGUGGCAACAACUCAUCGACGGGCCUCUUCACCUCUUCCAGCGACACCUUAGACUCCACCACGUGCGGCAGCCACGACCCGUCCUCGUCCUCCGCAUUAGUAGCAAACGCCAACCUACUGGGCAACAUCAUGGCGUGGUUCCACGACAUGAAUCCUCAAGGCAUCACCCUGGUCCCGUCGACCUCCUCCGACACCGACUCCAACCUCGGCCCGCUCCACGCAGGCGGAGGAGGGGGCCCGCAGGAUGACGAGAAACCCGAAGACAGGAAAGCUCAGGGAGUGGCGUCAGACGAGGGUUUCUGCUCUCAGAGGCCGAGCGACGUGGAGGAGAAGGAGCGCGCCGUCGCUCAGAGGCCGACCCAGUUAGAUCUAGUGGGGCUGGACGUCGCCGCCCUCGACACGGGCGGAGACCACGCCGAACGGGGGGGCAAGAAGGUCCGCGUGGAUACCCCGCGAUGCGACUCUGUGUCCGACCAGCUGCCCAGCAGCAGCUCCUCUGAGUGGGAGGACCAGGUCCACCUGGUGUGAACCGAGCCGGUCGGGUGAAUGUAGACAGAAUGAAGAAUGUGUCCGUUCAUACCGGGGGGGAGAAGUAUUUAGACUCGUAGGUUAGUGCAGCAGAUUGUGAUUACUGUAUAGUCAGCCCCCCCUCCUGAACAGGAAGCACUAACUGAAGGAGAUGUCACGUCUGAUAUGAUCUGAUUCUGAUAUUAUAAGUCUCUGUUAGAGGAGAUGUAGAGGCGUUAGCGUCGUGCAGGUCUUUGUUAUUUUCCACUGGAGUAAAGCCUACUGUACGUCUCAAUCAGGUCUUCUAACUGUACAUAUGAGCAGACUAAUAUCUUGUUGGGGGGGUCCAGGCCUGUCCUCACCUGCCUACUUUAGAGGUGCCAAACACUGACGAGCAAAAAGCACAGUUUGCAGUCACCAAGUGGA
Molecule: messenger RNA, 4146 nt
Organism: Sebastes umbrosus (honeycomb rockfish)
Lineage: Eukaryota; Metazoa; Chordata; Actinopteri; Perciformes; Sebastidae
Product: ankyrin repeat and IBR domain-containing protein 1-like
Exons: 20
Coding region: 421-3741 (1106 amino acids)
Biological process (GO): positive regulation of proteasomal ubiquitin-dependent protein catabolic process; protein polyubiquitination; ubiquitin-dependent protein catabolic process
Cellular component (GO): ubiquitin ligase complex; cytoplasm
Molecular function (GO): zinc ion binding; ubiquitin protein ligase activity; ubiquitin conjugating enzyme binding
Source: RefSeq, a predicted model, not a curated record